Messenger RNA from Micropterus salmoides (largemouth bass), 2692 nucleotides. Its product is annotated as macrophage mannose receptor 1-like. The transcript is spliced from 13 exons. The annotation marks the transcript as partial. The record is from RefSeq and is a predicted model, not a curated record. Gene Ontology annotation, molecular function: protein binding. Lineage: Eukaryota; Metazoa; Chordata; Actinopteri; Centrarchiformes; Centrarchidae.
CAUCACAACCUGGCAGCUGGGGACUCUGUAUGGAUCGGUUUGCACUGGGAACAGCUGUGGUCUGAUGGGAGCAACUCGCUGUUUCAGAACUGGGCCGGUGGGCAACCAGACAGCGCAGAGCAGUGUGUCACCACAUCGUUCAGUAACUCAGGACUGUGGUCAGAUGAUAGCUGCUCCCUCACUUUCCCGUUCAUCUGUUACUCAACAACUCCUCCAAAAACAGAAGACUUCAGAUCAAUAGGACAAAAUGAGACCAGUAUCACUCUGCAGUGGAAUAAAGUGAACAACAACUUCAGCUUUAUUCUCCAGUUUAAUGAUGCAGAGAUCAACAUCACUGCACCAGAUGGAGAUGGACCAGUAACUUACAGAGUCUCAUCUCUCACUGCUGCAACUGAAUACACAUUCACUCUCUUCUCUGUGUUUGAGAACGUCAGAAGCAGCGGAGUAAACAUUACUGCAGUUACCGCUCCUCCAAACGUAGUAAACUUUAAAUCAACAGCACAAGAUGUCACCAGUAUCACUCUGCAGUGGAACAAAGUGAACAACAGCGUCAGCUUUAUUCUCCAGUUUAAUGAUGCAGAGAUCAGCAUCACUGCACCAGAUGGAGAUGGACCAGUAACUUACACAGUCUCAUCUCUCACUGCUGCAACUGAAUACACAUUCACUCUCCUCUCUGUGUUUGAGAACGUCAGAAGCAGUGGAGUGAGCGUUACUGCAGUUACUGGAAAUCGUCAGUACUACUUUGAGAGUACGCCACUGAACUGGACUGAAGCUCAAAGCUUCUGCAGAGAGGUCUACACUGACCUGGCCACCAUAGAAACCACAACUGACUACUAUGCUGUGAGCAACACCAAACUAAACUACCUAGGCAAGGCUUGGAUAGGCCUCUAUGAACACAGCUGGAGAUGGUCCCUGAGUGACAGCAGCUACUAUGGUGAAGGAGAGACAGAGUUCAGAAACUGGUAUCCUGGACAUCCCACAUAUUACAGUCAAGAGGACUGUGUGAUGCUUCAAAGCACUCAUCAUUCAAGUUUCUAUGAAGUUAAUGAUAACAUUGGAAAGUGGAUGGACGGUUAUUGCAAAAGCCGGCUUUUCUUUGUGUGCUACAACGGCACAGUAAAUGGCAUACCAUCCUUUGUAAAAGUCAAAACACCUUUGAAGUGGACUGAAGCUCAGAGAUACUGCAGGAAGAAUUAUGUCGAUCUAGCCAGUAUACGUAAUCCGGAAGAAAAUUAUAUCAUCACAAACCUGGCAGCUGGGGACUUUGUGUGGAUUGGUCUGCGUUGGCAACAACUGUGGUCUGAUGGGAGCACCUCUCUAGUACGAAACUGGGCAAGUGGGACACCAGAAAGUGCAGGGCAGUGUGUCACCGCAGUGUUCAUUGACUCAGGACUGUGGUCAGAUCAGAACUGCUCCCUCUCUUUCCCGUUCAUCUGUUACUCAACAACUCCUCCAAAAACAGAAGACUUCAGAUCAAUAGGACAAGAUGUCACCAGUAUCACUCUGCAGUGGAAUAAACUGAACAACAGCAUCAGCUUUAUUCUCCAGUUUAAUGAUGCAGAGAUCAACAUUUUUGUACCAGAUGGAAUUAGACGAGUAACUCACACAGUCUCAUCUCUCACUGCUGCAACUGAAUACACAUUCACUCUCUUCUCUGUGUUUGAGAACGUCAGAAGCAGUGGAGUAAACAUUACUGCAGUUACCGCUCCUCCAAACGCAGAAAACUUCAUAUCAACAGCACAAGAUGAGACCAGUAUCACUCUGCAGUGGAAUAAAGUGAACAACAACAUCAGCUUUAUUCUCCAGUUUAAUAGUGCAGAGAUCGACAUCACUGCACCAGAUGGAGAUGGACCAGUAACUUACACAGUCUCAUCUCUCACUGCUGCAACUACAUACACAUUCAUUCUCUUCUCUGUGUAUAAGAACGCCAGAAGCAGUGGAGUGAGCGUUACUGCAGUUACUGCACUGGUCAAUGUUGCCUCUACUCGUCAGUACUACUUUGUGAGUACGCCACUGAACUGGACUGAAGCUCAGAGCUUCUGUAGACAGGUCUACACUGACCUGGCCACCAUAGAAAACACAACUGAUGUCAGGGCUGUACUCAGGACCACACCAAGCUACACAGGCAAGGCUUGGAUAGGCCUCUAUGAUCACAGCUGGAGAUGGUCCUUGAGUGACAGCAGCUUCUAUGGUGAAGGAGAGACAGAGUUUAGAAACUGGGCUCCUGGACAUCCCUUCAAUCCUUACGGAGUACAGCUCUGUGUGGUGCUUCAAAACUAUUACUAUAACUUAAAUGCCUUUGGAACAUGGGUGGACCUUAAUUGCACCAACAAAUUCUUUUUUGUUUGCUACAAUGGUUCAGUAAAUGGCACAUCACCCUUUGUAAAGAUCAAUAAACCUUUGAAUUGGACUGAAGCUCAGAGAUACUGCAGGGAGAAUUAUGUCGAUCUAGCCAGCUAGAGUGUUGAGAUCCACCAAUCUCCUCCUCCUGGAUGGACCCAGAAGCAGACUUAAAACCAGAGGAGAUUGAGCCUUUAGUGCAGCUGCCCCUAACCUGUGGAGAAACCUGCCAGUCCAUAUCUAUGGUGUUAUGAGGUUGUGUGGUGUGGGGACAGAGAGGACCCAAAAGCAGCAAUCUGAGGGAAGGAGGUUUAUUGAGGGAUAAAGGGGUAGAGGGACUGGAGUGGAGGGA